AUGGCUGGAGAUUCUCUGCACCCUCCUGGGAUGUCUCCGCAGCUGUUAGUGGUUCUUGCCUGCCCGCUUCUGACUUGUUGCGCACUGAGGGGACAGGUACCCUUGAGUGGGAACGCAUCCCACUGGGAGCUCUACCUCCCUUCCUGGGGAGCACUUGAUGAUGGUAGCCACCAGAAUGCUCGCAUCAUGAUCGCCAACCCUGGGUUGCAGGUGCCUCAGGGCCGCUCGGUUUGGCUCGACCCACUGCGGGACUUGGUGAUUCAAGUGCAGCCAGGGGACCAGUGCGAGGUGACAGUGCUGGAAAUCCCUGGGCUCCAAGGCGCACUCUCCCCGCGCCACUUUCCCUGCGACUUCGGGGCCCACCAGGUCAGGUACACUCACUUCGGCUCGUCCAGUGCCACAUGCUCUCGGGUGCAGCUGCAGCUGCGAUACAAAGCAGGAAAUUCCACGCUGGUACUGCCUUUCACUCUGGAUGUGAACGUGGUCUUCCAGCUAGUGAUGCGCAACAGGCCUUUGAAGGUGUUUAAAUUGCGAGGCUGCAGCCAUGCCAUUGACAGGAGGGUGCUAGACUUUGCCUCCAGGAGUAGACUCACCUUGCUUCCUCACCCUGGCGGUCUACUCCCCAAGUAUGGGCACUUGGUGGACGCCACUGGGACCCCUCUCUCCAGGGGCCAUCUGGUUGACUGCGAGGCUUUUAUCCGGGCUGGGGUGCGCUACCAGCACACUGCCACUCCAUCCUCACCCAGCAGGGACUAUGUGCCUAUGAUAGUAGAACUUCUAGAGCCAGAGCCCCAAAGUACUGUGUCAGUGGAGGUGCUAGACCAGGAGUACUUGCAGCUGCAAGUCAGAAUCCAGAAGGGAGCCAGGAGCACAGCACCCAGGCCCAGUUUCGGGGCUCUAAUGAUGGUGGAAGUUGAUCAGUCCCUACUUACAGCCCUGACUCUUGAUGCACUGGCUGCAGAUGACCACGAAUCAGAUCCGGACAACCUAGUCUUCAACAUCCUCAAUGCCCCUCGGGCCCCACCUGGACACCAAGGUCCGCAGGGCUACGUGGUGAACAGAGAUGACCCCCGGGGCCUUCCGGUCUCCUUCUUCACCCAGAAGGAGCUGCAGGAGCUGAAAAUUGCCUAUCAACCUCCCACAGGGAGCUCAGAAGGGGACUACAUCUUCCAGCUAGAACUACAGGUGGUGGAUGGAGAUGGCGACACCUCUGACCCUUUGGCCUUCAUGGUGGUGGUGAAGUCUACCAAUGCCCUGGCUCCGAUGACUAGCUACAACGGAGGACUUCCGGUUUUUGAAGGCCAGGCAAGGCCCCUGCCCAAUGGCCAAAGCUUUCAGGUCAGUGAUAAAGAUAAUUCAGAAGAAGUAAGAAUUGCUGCAGUAAGAGGCUUGCAACAUGGACAGCUGGUGGUGCUCGGGGCACCUGAGGAGUGUAAGUAUUUCACACCAGCAGACCUAAGUGCAGGGCGCGUGGUGGGCCAGCAUGAUGGCAGUGACUCUUACAGAAACAGCGUGGUCUUCAGGAUGGAGGACGGGCAGCAUCAGGUGGAUUUUCUCUUCCCCAUCACCAUCGUGCCUGUAGACAAUGAGCCACCUGUGGUCACUACCAGUUUAGGACUCUCAGUGACUGAAGGACAGGUGGUCCAGAUAUCCCCCUUUGUCUUGAGUGCCACAGAUGUUGAUUCCGAGGACUCAACUAUACUCUUUGUGUUGGAAGACCAACUUCUGGAAGGAAAACAGGAAGAGAGGAGUGGGGAUCGGGCUCCUGAUUGCGACAACUCAAGCCAGCCCUCCAGCAACAUGCUGUUAAGGCAGGCUGAACCCCCUUUGUCCCUUCUGCAGAGUGACGGGCACUAUGUGGAAAGGGAGGGUCUUUAUGAGAAGGUGGGGACUGAGUGGCUACAGAAGGACAUAAUGGAAGGGAGACUUUUCUUCUCCCAUGCUGGACCAUACAUUUCUCAAUCUAUAGUAGCCCAUCUGGCUUUCCAUGUGCAAGAUGACCAUGACCCACCAAAUCUCUCCAAACAGCACUUCUUCACCACCAGUAUCCAGCCUGCAGAUAGGCUGAGUCCUCAGUUGUAUCCAGGAACUACCCUAGAAAUGACUGUGCAAGGAUACCAGCUCACUUGCUUCCGAAGAAAUUCAGAUGACCAGAACCUGUGGUACACCCUACUGACACCACCAACUGACACUGACCAACCACCAAGUCCAGACUGGAGAAAUGUGCUCACUGAUUCACCAAAUAGACCCAUUACUCAUUUCACCCAGGCCCAGGUCAACCAUCAAAAAAUUGCUUAUCAACACCCCCCCCAGAAGAAUCUGGGCAUUGUACCUCGGGUUGUGCGAUUCAGCUACCAGGUAGAAGAUGCUGCAGGCAAUGGUGUGCCAGGUACAUUCACGUUAUUCCUGCAGCCUUUGACCAACCAGCCACCAAACGUCGUCAACAGGGGCUUUGCUGUCUUCCAGGGAGGCAACUUUAUUCUCAGCAGCAGUGAACUUGAUGUUACAGACCCCGACACAGGUGUUGAUCAAAUUUUCUUCAUUUUAGUCUGGGGUCCCCAGCAUGGACACUUGCAGUACUUUAAAAAAUAUAUGGUUUCAGGGGACUCUUUCAUGCUAGCUGAUAUUAUUGAUGGGAACAUCUCUUAUCAGCACAGCAGAGACCAAACUACCAGUGACAUCUUCUACCUGGAGGUAAGUGAUGGGGCGCACCAUAUGCCCAUCACUGUCCGGAUUUCUGUGCAGCCCAUGGUGGCUGAUGAAAGUCCCGGGGUCUCUAUCACAGGCUCUCCAAUAUUGGCUAUUUCCAUAGAUGUGCUUGAUAAUGCAGCUACUGAGAUCACCAUGGAUGUUAAUCGUGGCAGAAAGGACACAAAGGAGUUAAUGCUAUCUUUUACUGUGGAGGACAAGCCUAAACUGGGCACUGUCCUGGUGAAUGGUCUUCCUGCAGAACAACUCACCCAGGAGGACCUCAUUGGUGGGGCAGUAACCUAUGCCCACACUGGAGGUGAAGUUGGCUUCCAAAAGGUACAUAAUGCUUUCAGCCUCAUCCUUGACAAAGAUUCUUAUCGCUGGCCCAUGGGGGACAACAUACUGGAGAGGGUGCUAGUGCAAGUGUCAGUGCUGCCAGUGGACAACAUGCUCCCCGAGGUCUUGGUGGGAGAGUCCUUCAUUGUGUAUGAAGGUGGGAAGGGCCUCUUGACCACACAACAUCUCAACAUUGAAGAUGUGGACACUCCCAAAGAUGAAAUCCUUUGCACUCUAACUGGUCAGCCAUCUGGCUACCUGGAAAACUCAGCACCAGCUCCUGGUUCAGAAGUGUCAUGGGUUGGCUGCCCCAUCGGUGCCUUCUCCUUCAAGGAUGUCCAAGUCGGGUGCAUCAAUUACGUACAGAGUAUCCACAAGGGGGUAGAACCAGAAACAGAUCAAUUCUCUUUUUAUUGCUCUGAUGGCAUCAAUUUCUCCCGAGAUGUCCUCCUCCCUCUGACCAUCUUGCCCACCAAUGACGAGCAGCCCAAACUUUUCACCCAUGAGUUUGUGUUAUUCAAGGGGAUGAGCCGGGUCAUAGACACCCCACUACUAAAUGGAGUUGAUGCCGACCUUCCACCAGAUAAGCUCCAUUUUUGACUCACCGUCCUCCCCUGGCAUGGACAAAUCACACAGCAGCUGGCCACAGGCAGCAAGCCCAUCCACAGCUUUACCUUGCAGGAGAUCCAGGAGGCCUCCUCCAUUGCCUAUGAACAUGAUGACUCAGAGAGCACAGAGGACAGCUUUGAGGUCUGGCUGAGUGGCGGCAGGCACACCGCUCACAAAAAGGUACCCAUCAUUGUAAUUUUGGUAGAUGAUGAGGCCCCUCAGCUGACCAUCAAUGAUGAAGUGGAAACUGGACAUGCCGAGAUCAUCACAAACCACAUGCUCAAAGCCAUAGAUCUUGACUCAGACAACAAGAGUCUCACUUUUGUUCUCCAUUCUGAGCCUCAACGGGGACUCCUACAAAGACUUAGGAAGCCAAGAGGAGAAGUGAGGAGCAACCUCACCGUGGGAAUGAAUUUCACCCAGGAUGAAAUUGACAGAGAACUUAUCUGUUAUACCCACACAGGCCAGGAGGGGGCUCUCAAAUUUGAUGUGACUGAUGGAGUUAACCCUUUGAGGGACCGCUAUUUCUAUAUCACCAUUGGUAACUCAAACAGCAUCCCCCCUGAGGCUGUCAGCAAAAGGCUCACCUUGACAGAAGAUGGCAGGGCGACCCUCACCACUGAACUGUUUAAUAUCAGUGAUAUCCACAGCCCUGGUGAGGAACUUCACUAUAACAUCACACAAGCUCCUAGCAUGGGCUACUUGGAAAGCUCUGACCAGCACGGAGAGCCCAUGGCUUCUUUUACUCACGUUCAACUGGCUGGCAACAAGAUAGCCUAUGUCCGCAUUUCAAAGGAUGAGAUAAAGAUGGAACACUUUGAGCUUAGAGUGACUGGCGGGCACAGCUCUGUGUUCAGAAUCUUCAGGAUAUUCGUCACAGAUGGGGACAAUAAGAAACCCACCUUGACCAUCCGAACACUGGCACUGCAAAGAGGGGACAGCACAGGGGUCACUCCUUUCCAGUUGGCAGUGGAAGAUGAGGACACUCCAGAUGACUUUAUUAUUUUUACCAUCACCCAGGCCCCCAUCCAUGGCAGGAUUCUGUAUAAUGGUAGUCGUCCUGUGACCACUUUCACCAAGAAGGACCUGACUGAGAACCUGAUUCUCUACUGUCAUGAUGGUAGUGAGGCAGCUGAUGACAGUCUCUCCUUCACUGUGACUGAUGGCACUCACACUGGGUUCUAUGUCUUCCCAGACACUGCCCUGGAGAUGCACGCACCUCAGAUAAUGUGGAUCCAGAUAAGUCCCCUUGGCAACUGGCUCCCACAGAUUGCCAUUAACAGGGGAGCCACAGCCUUGAAGGUCCUUCACACUGGACACCUGGGUUUCCUCAUUACUAACAAGUAUCUACAAGCAGACAAUCAGAAUGGUCCCCACAGACUCCUGAAGUAUAAAGUGACCAGAGGACCCGAGCAUGGCUACAUUGUCAACACUGGCACUGGAAACAAGAGUGCCCACAUGUUCACACAAGCUGACAUUGAUGAGCUGUGGGUCCACUACAUCCUGAACAAGGGCAGCAGAGCGACGGAGGACUCCUUCGACUUCUCUGUUGGAGCCAGAGGAGGAAACAAACUGACCAAUCAAGCUUUCCGUCUAAACUGGGCUUGGAUUUCUUUGGAAAGACAGUACUACAUUGUGGGAGACUCCACAUUCUUGGAAGUGACCCUCACAUGCAGGGGAUACCUUGGUAACACAUCCUUCAUCAGCAUUGAAACCAAAGAGGAGACCGCAAAAGAAAGUGAAGAUUUCAGAGGAACGGCUCCUAAACAGGUCCACUUCAGCCCCGGCCAGUCUACAGCCACGUGGAAGGUGGGACUUAUCCCCGACAAUAAGUAUGAGGCCUCAGAAUCUUUCCAAAUCAUCCUAUCAGAACCUGGCAUGGCUGCACUGGAGUUUCCAGAGACGGCAAUAGUUGAAAUUGUGGAUCCUGGAGAUGAAUCAACAGUUUACAUUCCAGAGGCAGAAUACAAACUAUCAGAGGCUGUUGGGGAGCUUCUGGUUCCUGUAAGACAAUCUGGAGACACGAGCCAGGAGCUUAUGGUCAUCUGCUCCACACGUCCAGGUUCUGCCACUGGCACGAUUCCUGCCAUGGAGUUAUCUUGGUCAGAUUAUGUCUCACGACCAGAAGACAACACCAGCAUGCUCGACUUUGAGAAGGGUGAGACAGAGAAGACCUGCCAGGUCCUGAUCAUCAAUGACUCCCUCUAUGAAGAAGAGGAGUCCUUUGGCAUUACAUUGAGCCGGCCAGGGGGAGGGCAGCUGGGAGCUAAAUUCCCCACCUCCGGGGUAACGAUCCUGGGUGACAGAGAGGAUGAGCCCGCCCUGCACUUGGGAGAUACAGAGUACCACGCUGAGGAAAGUGCUGUCUACGUGGAGGUGGCCAUCUGGAGAAGGGGCACUGCUUCUGUAGCGUCUUCCACCACUGUGAGCUCUAGGAAGACAGAGCAACAGCCCACAGAAGCUGGAACAGACUACAUUUUCGUCAGCCAAAAUCUGCAGAGAAUCCAAGUGACAAUCCUUGAUGACUGGGUUCAGCCUGCCUUUGAGUGUCCAGAGAAGUUUGAAUUACUUCUCCAGAUGCCUACAGGUACAGUGCUGGGAGAACCAAAUAAAACCACUAUUACCAUCAACGACAACACCGACUGCCAAGCAGAGUGCCUGUAG
Peromyscus maniculatus bairdii (prairie deer mouse) is the source of this 6300-nucleotide messenger RNA. Lineage: Eukaryota; Metazoa; Chordata; Mammalia; Rodentia; Cricetidae. The record is from RefSeq and is a predicted model, not a curated record.